AUGCCUAGUUCCAUCCUCACCUUCCUAUCCAAAAAAGACACAAGCCGAAACUCCAGCCCGUCGUCUGACUCGGGAUCGGAAAUCACGUUGAUCGAGCGAAGCAAAUCACACGAUGGCACCAGAGAAUGUACCGCCUCUCAAAUGAGGAAGUCGGUUAAUGAGCGCGAGGAUUUUAAUGCUGCGGAUUUAUGUUUCGGGUCUUGUUGUCGCAAGUAA
Molecule: messenger RNA, 216 nt
Organism: Aspergillus steynii IBT 23096
Lineage: Eukaryota; Fungi; Ascomycota; Eurotiomycetes; Eurotiales; Aspergillaceae
Exons: 3
Coding region: 1-216 (71 amino acids)
Source: RefSeq, a predicted model, not a curated record